Messenger RNA from Triticum turgidum subsp. durum (durum wheat), 753 nucleotides. The record is from the annotation of a GenBank genome assembly. NCBI's taxonomy places the organism in Eukaryota, Viridiplantae, Streptophyta, Magnoliopsida, Poales, Poaceae.
AUGGGAAGGUCGUUCAGGGACUCGCUCAAGCUGCUCGAGGCCGACAUCCAGCACGCCAACUCCAUUGCUUCUGAAUUCCGAAGGGAAUAUGAUGGUGCCUGUCUUCAGAUGAGGAUGUCAUACUGUCCGGCUGCACACCUUUUCCUUUUUCUUGUCCAGUGGACUGACUGCAACCUUGCUGGUGCUCUUGGGCUGUUGAGAAUUCUCAUUUACAAGGUUUAUGCUGAUGGAACGACCACCAUGUCCACUCAUGAAAGGAAAGCGAGCAUUAGGGAAUUCUAUGCUGUAAUUUACCCUUCUUUGGCGCAAUUACAUGAAGGAAUUAAUGAGGUGGAGGACAGGAAACAAAAAGCAAUUUGUAUAGAGAGGUAUAGAAGACGAGAGGAGGAUCACAAAAGGGUGAUCUCAGAGAUUGAUGAUAAUAUAGAGGAAGAGUGUGGCAUAUGUAUGGAAAUAAACAACAAAGUUGUCCUUCCAACUUGUAGCCAUGCUAUGUGCAUUAAAUGCUACCGUGACUGGAGAUCAAGAUCCCAGUCCUGUCCAUUCUGCCGCGACAGUCUCAAGAGGGUCAACUCUGCCGACCUCUGGAUAUACACAGAUAACAGAGACAUAGUCGACAUGGCGACAGUCAGAAGAGAGAACCUGAGGCGUCUCUUCAUGUACAUAGAUAAGUUGCCCACGGUGAUCCCCGAAUCUUGGGGUGCUGCUAGUGCUGUAGACAUUGCCGGUUGUUCAUCAGUGGGGUGCUGCUAG